Messenger RNA from Ictalurus furcatus (blue catfish), 2048 nucleotides. Its product is annotated as macrophage mannose receptor 1-like. The transcript has 6 exons. Lineage: Eukaryota; Metazoa; Chordata; Actinopteri; Siluriformes; Ictaluridae. Bases 150 to 1307 code for a protein of 385 amino acids. The record is from RefSeq and is a predicted model, not a curated record.
GAAGGCGAAGAGAUGGGAGGGGUCGAGAGAGGACGGUGAUGCUGUAUAACAAGAGGUUUGUUAUGUUCAGGUGCAAAAGCUGAGAAGAAGAACAGAAGCACACAUUACCACAAACUCAACACACACCCUGCGUGGAGUACAGGACUUACAUGAGAUACAGUAUGGUUUGUCUCAUUUCAGUGACCCUGCUCUUGUCAGUAGUAUGUGGUAUAGGAGCAUAUAUUCCUCAUCGCUAUCACUUUGUGAAUGAGAAUAAAACCUGGAGUGAAGCUCAGAAUUACUGCAGAGAGAAAUACACUGAUCUGGCCUCCAUCAAUGACAUGGGAGAGAUGAUGAAGCUGAAUUACACACUGAAGAUGGAAACUGUAAAGAAAGCUUGGAUCGGUCUACAGAGAGAGGGCACUGGGAAAUGGCAGUGGUCUCUGGCAGACCAAACUUUCUACAGAGACGGAGACACUUACAGAAACUGGAGUAGUGGAGAACCAGACAACCAAGGGGGAAAUGAGUUCUGUGUUCAGAUGCAAAAAAGCACUGGUUCUUGGUAUGAUGACAGAUGUGAUAGAACAUACUCUUUUGUGUGUUAUGAAGAAAAGAACACAAACACUAAUAGAUACAUGUUUAUUAAUGAGAGAAAGACCUGGUAUGAUGCUCAGACCUACUGCAGAGAGAAAUACACCGACCUGGUCAGUGUGAGGAACAAAACUGAGAAUGAGGAGAUCAGGAAAGUGAUUCAAAGUGCAACUGAUGUAUAUGUUUGGAUUGGUCUGUUUAAAGACUCCUGGAAGUGGUCAGAUCAGAGUAAUUCCUCAUUCAGAUACUGGAGCUCUGACAAACCCAGUGGAGGUUUGAACUGUGCUGCAGUGAAUGUGUCUGAUCAAGACCACUGGACCAAUGUGGACUGCACAGAAAAACUCCCCUUCAUCUGCCAUGAGAAGAGACUGGUCUUGAUUAAUCAGAGUCUGACCUGGUGGGAUGCUCUGAACUACUGCAGGAACCAUCAUUAUGACCUGGUCUCAGUGCGCUCUGAGGAGAUGCAGCUCUGGGUGAAGGAAGUGGUUCAAAACGCCUCCACCGAACACGUGUGGCUCGGCCUGCAUCACGACUGCGUCCAGCGUAUCUGGUUCUGGGUUUUUGGAUCGAUGGUCUGCUACCAGGACUGGGCCCCGGGGAAUGGGACAUGGAAUGAAGACUGCAGCCAUGAGAGGAGAAGCGGAGCAGUGCAGUCUGGAGGAAAGCAGCAGUGGAUCGAACUGUCUGAGGGCUACAAACUCAACUUCAUCUGCUCUACCUAUGACGAUAUGUUUUAAUAACAUGAAGACUGAAGACAAUCUGUGGUCCUCCAUCUGUAUCCAACAUCAGCAGAUCUACAGUACUGUUUCUUUUAUACACUUGCUAUAAUGUAUCCUCUUUAUCCAGAUGUUUCAUUAUAUUUGUAAUAUUAUAUUCAGUAAAUUCCACUGUCUCCAUACAGCAUGAUCUUUUCAUAUUUACAGAGUAUGUUACCUAUAUUAUACUUGCUUUUCUUAUUAAUAGAGGGUUUAGGGCAGGGGUGUCCAAUCUGAUCUGGAAUGGGCCGGUGUGGGUGCAGGUUUUCAUUCCAACCAAGCAGGAGCCACACCUGAUUCCACCUGUUUUAAUCAGUUGAUCUUGGCUUUCAAUAGACUCAGGUGUGGCUUCUGCUUGGUUGGAAUGAAAACCUGCACCCACACCGGCCCUUUCAGGAUAAGAUUGGACACCCCUGGUUUAGGGGCAAUUAAGGUGAAAUCUAUUUACUUGAUUUUUAUACUACAGUGUGUUUGGUAUGCACAUUUCAUUGUUUUUAGAACACCUAGCCCCCAAACAGUGAUGUUAAAAUGUUAUUAUUCAUUAUGGUUAUACAGGUGUAAAGUGAUAAUUUUCAUAUUUUGUGAAAUUCUCAUGUUUUCCUUUUACAUGUUUACAAAUAAGUUCAUUAUUGAGAUUUGUGCAUAAUUACAUGGUGAUGGUUUCUAUACCUGGAAUUUCUGAGCACGUGUUUAUUAAUGUGUGAGAAUGUAGACUGUAAUGAC